Molecule: messenger RNA, 1619 nt
Organism: Oncorhynchus gorbuscha (pink salmon)
Lineage: Eukaryota; Metazoa; Chordata; Actinopteri; Salmoniformes; Salmonidae
Product: neuromedin-B receptor-like
Exons: 3
Coding region: 1-1131 (376 amino acids)
Biological process (GO): G protein-coupled receptor signaling pathway
Cellular component (GO): membrane
Molecular function (GO): G protein-coupled peptide receptor activity
Source: RefSeq, a predicted model, not a curated record
AUGGAUAAUAUUUUAGAGAACGUAUCUUUUACUGGACAUUCUGUCUUUUACAACUUUACUGACGAUUGGAUACCUGCUGAAAGAGAAACUAUUGAUUUUAUUAUAAGAUGUGUCAUACCGACUGUGUAUAUUCUGAUCAUAACGAUUGGAUUGUUGGGGAACAUUACCUUGGUUAAGAUUUUUAUCACCAACAGUGCAAUGAGGAGCGUCCCCAACAUAUUUAUUUCGAGUUUGGCAGCUGGGGAUCUUUUGCUUUUGGUCACUUGUGUUCCAGUGGAUGCGUUUAGAUACUUCUUUGAGGAGUGGAUCUUCGGUGUUGUGGCUUGCAAACUAAUUCCGGUCAUUCAACUCACUUCAGUCGGAGUCUCGGUGUUCACUCUCACUGCACUAAGCGCGGACAGGUACAAAGCCAUUGUGAAUCCUAUGGACAUCCAGACAUCCAGUGCCGUGUUCUGGACAUGUCUGAAAGCUGUGUCCAUCUGGGUGAUCUCCGUCCUGCUGGCGGUGCCCGAGGCCAUCUUCUCCCAGGUAGUACACAUCCAGGACAAGAAUGUGACCUUCACUGCCUGCGUGCCCUAUCCCCUUUCCAACGACAUGCAUCCCAAGAUCCACUCCAUCCUCAUAUUCCUGGUGUACUUCCUGAUUCCCCUGGGGAUCAUCUCUGUAUACUACUUCCACAUCGCCAGGACUCUAGUCAAGAGUGCUCACGACAUGCCUGGAGAGAUCAGUGAGCACACGAAGAGACAGAUGGAGACGAGAAAACGGCUGGCCAAAAUUGUUCUGGUUUUUGUGGGCCUCUUUGCUCUUUGCUGGUUCCCCAACCAUGUCUUGUACAUGUACCGCUCCUUCAACUACCGUCAGAUCGACUCCUCUCUGUCGCACCUCAUCAUCACCCUGCUGGCCCGGGUGCUAAGUUUCUCCAGCUCCUGUGUCAACCCGUUUGCCCUCUACCUGCUGAGCGAGAGUUUCCGAAGGCACUUCAACAGCUCACUGCACUGCAAGAGGAAGCCCCACCACGAACGCAACACUAGCUACCUGCAGCAUACCUCAGCCAUAAGAAUGACCUCCAUCAAGAAGACCACCCCUACUGUCAUCAACGGACAUGGCAACAGGCAGGAGGUCACUCUGUAGGUUUAGGAUGUCACCUGAUGACAUGUAAGUGUUGGGAGUGGAACCAAAAAAAGGUUAAGUGCAAAGCUUUUACAAGGAGAACUAUUAUGAAAAGGUCAUGCAUGUGUGCUAAACAGAAAAUGCUUUGUUUGAAGCUGUCUUGUCUAUACGUUCCCCACAAUGCCACAUAUCACUGCUGAUGAGAUGAUCACCCAUGAACUUGUCAACAAAUCUGUCUUGAGAGAUUCCGGUAUCCACAAUGUUCCAUUUUUCAUGUUUUGUUGUGUCAAUCUACAUGUUUCACUUUACACAGUUUGCAUAGAUAUAUACUGUCUGCGAAGCAAGCUGUCCAAACUGCAAACCCAAAGAGCAGGUAGUUGCUCCCAUGACAGGAAAUCUAUGUCCCUGUGUUUUUAUUUAUUUAUUUCAUCUUUAUUUAACCAGGUAGGCUAGUUGAGAACAAGUACUCAUUUGCAACUGCGACCUGGCCAAGACCAAACAAAGCAGUU